CUCCAGGCUCCCACUGCAGUGCCCCUUCAACUCUCCUCGCAGAACACUGCCGUCGCGAACUCAACUUCAUCGACAAUGUCACGUCAGAAACGUGGUAAGAAGGUACCUUCGCUCGAAGAAUUGAGUGCGUCGGACUUGAUGAAGAUGCGGUCUUCCAAGCUCGAGCAAAGGGACACUCGCCAACGCGCACGUGAGCUCAAGCAUAUUGAAGGGAUGAUCAGGGCAGCUGAGACUGCUGCGGUUCAAGCUGAGCGGCGUGACUGGAAUGCCGACGUCGCGAUCAAUCGUCUUCCUCCCGAAGUGCUCCGGGAGAUAUUCGUAACGACUUGCACCGUCAAGCUAGAUGAAUACAUAUAUAAAUACUAUGGAUGCGACGACUUCAUGACCGUAUGGGGCCCAACUUGGAUUGAAAAGGGCAGAGCAGUCAGUCUCAUGUUCGUCUGCCAUCAUUGGAAAGAGAUCGCCUUGGGGAUCCGGGAGCUCUGGAACGGCAUUGAAACAUAUUGGGGACAUAAAGAUCUCACCUUGCUGGAUAGGUCCGGCCAAGGCCCUCUCAAGGUGCUGGCUUGCCGCGAAUUCGAACCCCCUUAUGCUGUUGCUCCCGCUCUCCAAAUUGUGGCGCAUUCAUCCCGAAUCCAAGAGUUCUACUGGAUAACAUCCCAGAACCCAGAAUAUCUUCGAGAAUAUCUUCGAAUGCCAGCGCCCUCGCUGAGAUUUCUUGCGUUGCAAGGUGACUGGGGUGCUACGCCAGAUGGAUCACUCACACUCUUCGACAACCACACUCCGUGUCUGGAGCGCCUGUCACUUUCAUGUCACUGUUGGCUGCCCAGCAAUGCGUUCGCCAAACUCACAUUCUUGGUCCUCGACAGAUGCUUGUCAUCCAACGCUUACAUCAAAUUACGCAGCUUGCUUGGUGGAACACCGAACCUAGUCGAUCUCAUCCUGCGCGGUGUGAUUGACAGCAGCUACGAGCGAUACGUCGGAGCAGAAACCGAGCCUGCGCACAUGAAGCCUGUGUCGCUCGCUCGGUUGCGCCGGUUGCUGAUCGAGUGUAUGAGGGCCGGUGCCAUCGAUUAUGUCUUCCGGGACGCUCGCCUAAACGAAGACCUGUCCGUCUCGAUCAAAGAUAUGAUAAGGAGCGAUGGGCAGCGAUUUUUGGAAGUGGUAUCUGGUUGGUCCUUGAAUGCUAUGAAGCAACCCAAACAACUGCAUUUCCAGCCGCACGUCGCCAUCGUCGCUGGAGCCUCUUCUGGUCUUCGUUUUGAGGACUGGAACUGCACGACCCUCCAAGAUUGGACCGCAUUCAACUGGCCACAGGCCCUUUCCCUUUCCAGCAUCUCUCACCUGUGCACAUUUGACCGGUAUGCACGCAGGCCGCCCGGUCUUGAACGUGUCCGCAACCUUCUUAGGCAGAUGACUGCACUCGAGACACUGUCCGUCGACAUUGAGGUCCUGACGAAGAUCGUCGAUGCACUCACACUUUUCCGAGACCCAACCGACCCGCCUCUCUGUCGCGCACUGACGACGCUACGUAUCGCCAUCCGGAAAGAUAGUGAUUGUGACAUAAUCCUGGAUUCGAUCCUCCCGCGUCGUGCGCAGCUUGGCAUCAAGCACCUUUAUGUCGGGCUGAUCGAUCAUCAGAGUGAUUAUUGCUGGAGGCCUCGUCAAGCUGUGAAGGACCAACUGCAUGGCAAUUUCGAGUCGGUGAAUUUCGAGACGCUGGUGUGUGAUAAGGCAUACAACAUUACUUUGCCGCCGGUUUGUGUUGAGGAGGCGCAUGCUUUGUGGCCGUCCUGGCUUUAGGUGUUGUGUGGACGAGAGAUUGACGUGGAUUGCAGUGAGACCACAUGUAUGCUCAUGUCUGGGUUCUCGUCUCGGUUGCUCAUCGCUCAUCACCAUUUAUUCUGACGCUCACAGAGCGGGCAUGUAUUAGAGGAGAAAAAAGUAUAUUGUGCUACAGCAGAUGCCCACCUUUAUGACAUGCAUUCAGCCG
This is a messenger RNA of Laetiporus sulphureus 93-53, 1993 nucleotides long. RefSeq lists its product as uncharacterized. Bases 76 to 1803 code for a protein of 575 amino acids. The transcript has 3 exons. The record is from RefSeq and is a predicted model, not a curated record. NCBI's taxonomy places the organism in Eukaryota, Fungi, Basidiomycota, Agaricomycetes, Polyporales, Laetiporaceae.